UAUAUCUGCUGCUGGAGCAAGAGUCCGGCUAGCUGGGCCAGUCGAUCCAUCUCGGCCUCUCGGCGGUGGUGUCUGUGUGUGUCCACUCUAAGCUAAGCUAGCAAACGCGCGCGUACGAGCGCUCUCUUAGCUCCUAGCGAUCGAUCGAGCAAAUUAAGCCAAUUCAAUCCACCCGCCGCACACCCGUCCAGAUCCCAGUGCAUGCCCCUGUCUUCCUCGUGAGCCCAGAAGAAGCCAUGGCGAAGACGCUCCUCGCCAUCCUCGCCCUGGCCGCGCCCUUCCUCCUCGCCGCCGCCCAGGGCGAGGGCGGGGGGAGGCCGGAGCGGCUGCCGUUCGCGGUGGGGGCGUCGCCGGAGGGCUGCGACGUCGGGGUCGGCGAAUGGGUGCGCGACGAGGCGGCGCGGCCGCUGUACGAGGAGGCCUCCUGCCCUUACAUCCCGCAGGAGCUCACCUGCCAGGCGCACGGCCGCCCCGACGCCGCGUACCAGAACUGGCGCUGGCAGCCCCGCGGCUGCGGCGAGCUCCCCAGCUUCAACGCGACGGUGAUGCUGGAGAUGCUGCGCGGGAAGCGGAUGCUGUUCGUGGGCGACUCCCUGAACCGCGGGCAGUACGUCUCCCUGCUCUGCCUCCUUCACCGGGCCAUCCCUGAGGGGUCCAGGUCCUUCGAGACCAUCGACGCCCUCAGCAUCUUCAGAGCAAAGGACUACGACGCCACGAUCGAGUUCUACUGGGCGCCGCUGCUGGCGGAGUCCAACUCGGACGCCGCCGUGGAGCACCGGCUGGAGGAGCGCGUGAUCCGCGGCGCGCCCAUGGACAGGCACUCCCGCUUCUGGAAGGGCGCCGACGUGCUCGUCUUCAACUCCUACCUCUGGUGGACCACGGGGACCAAGAUCCAGAUCCUGAGAGGCGCGGACAACGACAUGAGCAAGGACAUCGUGGAGAUGCCGGCGGAGGAGGCGUACCGGCUGGUGCUGCACCAGGUGGCCAACUGGCUGGACGCCAACGUGGAUCCCAGCAAGUCCCGGGUCUUGUUCGUGACGGCGUCCCCGACCCACGGCGGCGGCAAGGGCAACGACUGCUACGGCCAGAAGACGCCCAUCACGGGCGACGAGCACGCAUCCUACACGAGCCGGGCGAUGCUGAAGGUGGCCGACGAGGUGCUGGGCGGGUCGAGGAGCAGGAGGGCGGUGGUGCCGGUGGGCGUGGUGAACGUGACCCGGAUGUCCGAGUACCGCCGGGACGCGCACACGCAGGUGUACAGGGAGCAGUGGGGCAAGACGGGGGUGGCCGGGAAGCAGGAGCAGAGCGACGCGGACUGCACGCACUGGUGCCUCCCCGGCGUGCCGGACGCAUGGAAUGAGCUGCUCUACUGGAAGCUCUUCUUCCCCGCCGCCGAUGACCAGGCCCUCUGACGAAGGGCACUACUACGUGUAGCCGUGUACCUGGGCAGCGUGCCAGCGUCGUUCUAGCUAGUAACAUCGUACAGCGUCGUCGUUACGGCUGGCGGUGCGCUGCACGCGAUCGACGGCGCCUCUGGACUGUAAUCCGUUGCCGUUUUUGGCAAUGUAUGUGGUAAAAAUGCAAGUACAGAUCUUCCGGGUCUUAUUGUUUUGAUGUUAUUUUUCGGUUUUGCUUGGGCUAAGCGGCUCAGAUUGUGUUUUUCUUAGUCGACGUCUUCUUGACGGUACAAUCAUCUUUGAGAUCGUGA
Molecule: messenger RNA, 1708 nt
Organism: Brachypodium distachyon (stiff brome)
Lineage: Eukaryota; Viridiplantae; Streptophyta; Magnoliopsida; Poales; Poaceae
Product: protein trichome birefringence-like 32
Exons: 5
Coding region: 237-1412 (391 amino acids)
Cellular component (GO): Golgi apparatus
Molecular function (GO): O-acetyltransferase activity
Source: RefSeq, a predicted model, not a curated record